Durusdinium trenchii is the source of this 1329-nucleotide messenger RNA. The record is from the annotation of a GenBank genome assembly. NCBI's taxonomy places the organism in Eukaryota, Dinophyceae, Suessiales, Symbiodiniaceae.
UCUUCCAAAUCUCAGGCCGUUCAUGCAUGCUUAUGCGUACGUUGAGCCAAUGGCUGCCCAUUCUCACCUGCGCCGUGCGUCCCGCGAUGAGAAUCCAAGGACACCAUGAUCUGGAUGAUGCAAAGCACUUUGAUAUUGGAGAUCUUCAAGGAUUCGAAGAUUUAGAGAGGUUGCACAAAGCUGUCAGCAGGGCUCUAGGAGAGACCUUUGCCAUUGUGAGCUUCAGCACAGCCGCCUGGACCAUUCCACUUGACAUGUCCGAGGAUGCACCAUACCUUAACGCCUUCCAAAAGCUCAACUCGACACACGGACUUUAUAAGGCGACAAAGAAUGAGAUCUAUUUCUCUGGAAAUUCCGGCGAUUCAAUGUUUGGCAUUCCUACUCUCGAAGGCGAUGGGACAGAUGAGCUUGAUGCACUGGGUUUCGGAACAAGCUCAAAGCGGGCGUCAGAGUCAGAGGUGCAGGACAACCUCGCUGCCAAGCACGUGGUAGUCCAGGUGAAUUACGCAGGCGGAUGUGGAUAUUUUGGCCAUGCCAUCGACAACGUUUUCCCACGAGUUCUGGCCAUUCUACCUGGCGCCAAGAGGGCAAAUCACACUGUGUCGGUGGUCAUUCCAGAGGAGGCCCGAGAAUUCUUCAGCCCAAACACCGAAACGCUCUUCCAAGCGCUGGGCAUCGACGUGCUGGCCGAUGCGCCCCGCACGCCGCAUCGCAUGAUGGGCGUCACGCGGGUGGCCUCCUGGGAUCGACUGGUGCGGCAGAACGCUCGAGCGGUGAUUCGCUCGGAGCUCUUGGGCUCGGUGCGGCCAGCGACAUGUGCAGAUGGCAAAGCUGUUGGACAAGGAGGUGAUCUCUGGGAAAUGGUCUUCUUCUCAAGACAUUCUGGCACGCGGAACGUGCGACAUGUUGAAGGAGCAGAAGCUUUUGAAGACAAAUUGCGACAAAAGGGCUACUACAUUUUAGAUAAUCCUGGCGCGAUGUCCGUGGAGGAUUUGGCCAAGCAGCUCUAUACCAGAACCUGCCGCCUGGCGGGAUUUUCUGGCACUGCCCUCCUCAAUCUCAUCUUUCUGCCAGAUCAUGCCAAGCUUGUGGAACUGAACCCCACGGGUCUCUAUGCCGAUUACUGGGAGUGGGCGCAUGCCCUGGGAAUGAGCUAUGCCCAUCGUGCUCCCUCUUCCAGCAUCAAUGCAUUUCAAGCUGAUGCCCUUGUUGACUUUGUAGAUGCAUGAGGAAAAUGACGGCAGCCGCUUGUGGUUGUGCCUGAGGAAUCACGUGAUUGCCAUGCAAAGGAAUCACCCACAAUGAAGGAUUCAAUGCAGGACACCAAAC